CGGUUGCCCACGUCCGCUCCGCUCUGCUCCUGAAACACACACGCAAGCCUGUCAUUGCUGCCCGCCACUAACUAACACUCAGCGACGAUGCUACCCUACCUGGAGAUCGAGUCCUCCCGCUCAAAAAGAGAAGCUGACAUGAGCGAGGCGGAGUCGCUGGGUAGUAGCAGCGGCUCGGACGAGAUCGCGUUCUCGCAACUGCUUGCUUCUGUCGCACGUCCAAUCCCGCAACCGUUUGUCGCUUCACCGUGGGGCUCAGCUGUCUCACAGCCUAUGCUGGGCGGUUCAUUCGGACUGGCACCGACCCCUCCGCCCAUCAAUGACCAGGUGGUGAAGUGUCCGCUUUGCCAGGAGCCUUUCCGCGAACCAAAGGUCCUUGCCUGCUUCCACUCAUUCUGCAAGGCUUGCCUCGAACGACAAAUUGACUCUGCAGAAAAAAUCGUUUGUCCACAGUGCCACAUGGAAACACAGCUCAGUGUCCAACUUGGCCUCGAUUCUCUCCUCUCCGACUAUGGUCUUGAGGCUGUUCUUUCUCGUCCUAACCUAACCGAAGAUAAGGGAUUGCUGUUUGGUUCUCCCAGUUCUACUUCCUCAUCACCUCCCCUUUCCGACUCACCUUGUGAUCAGAACUCUAACACAACAAACCGCUCGGCAUGUACUGGAUGCAAGUCCGGAGAACGUGCAUCCCAUUACUGCCAAGAAUGUACUCACUAUCUUUGCACCAACUGCACGAUGGCCCAUCAGUACAUGCAUUGUUUUGAAGGACAUCGUGUCGAAGCCAUCUCACAAAUUCAGGCACCUGCUCCUCCAUCCAGCGCCGCUUCUGCUCACGAGCGUGCCUGUAAAUGUUUGCAGCAUCGUGCUCAGCCUUUGCGCUUUUUCUGUCUCACCUGUAAUCUGGCUAUCUGUCGCGAAUGUACGCUUGUGGAACAUGCACAACCAUCUCAUCAGUAUGAACCCAUCAGCGAGGUCGCCGACAAGCAGCUCAGCACCAUGGAGCUGCUAGUUAAUGAAGCGCGCAAUAAACACAUUGAGCUGUUGGAAAUGUUCAAACAGGUCGAUUCCUCACAACAACGUCUGAGUGCAAGUUUGAGCCGUGCUCACUCACAGCUCGAUGAUAACGCUAAUGCCCUCGUGCGCAUCAUCGACGAGGCACGCAAAGCUGCCGCCAAAGAAAUUGAUACUGCCUUUUCAGCUAAGCAGAUUCAACUCACCAUGGUCGAUAAGCGCAUCCAACAGAUGACCGAAAAACUUAGUCAAACCAUUGAUUUCACUACCAGACUAGUCAAAUAUGCAUCUCCUACGGAAGUUAUGGUGUUCAAACAACUGCUAGACACCAGGCUUCAAUUGUUCCUAGCUUUUAAUCCAGACGCAUCAAAUGCAUUGGGUUCCUCGUGUGAGCUAGAUCUUCCUCCACUGAACGUGGGCAGCGCCCGACAAGCCAUCCAAAGCCUACUCGGACAGGUCCGAGGAGGUGCUGCAGACUGGAGUGGACAAGCUAGUUCACAAACAGGAAUGCCUCCCACGCCGAUCGGCAGACCGCCAAGCAGACAGCUUGUGCGCUCCCCGCCUCAGGCACACAGUGUUCCCCUUGCGCCAAAUGUGUUCUCUGAGCCUAACAGCUUCCUUCGUCCGAGAAACGAAUUUGGUGGCUCUAGUCAAUCCCUUGGGAAUUUCGCCAGCGACGUUUCAUCCUCUCUUGAAGCCUGUGGAGUUCCUGUCUAUAAUUAUGAUAAGUGGUCCAUUGGAGUGGAGCCCAGCCUGGGCAUGCUUGAGCCUGGGAAUGUUGAAGAUGAGAAAAUGGGACCUUUGUAUCCGCCAAGUCGAUCGCAAAUAAGUCGUCAGAAGAUGAUUUAUCACUGCAAGUUUGGCGAGUUCGGUGUCAUGGAAGGGCAGUUCACGGAACCAUCAGGUGUCGCUGUAAACGCUCAGGGCGAUAUAGUGGUUGCUGAUACAAACAACCAUCGCAUCCAGGUGUUUGAUAAAGAGGGGCGCUUCAAGUUCCAGUUUGGCGAAUGCGGCAAACGUGAUGGCCAGCUGCUUUACCCUAACAGAGUGGCUGUUAACAAAAUGACUGGUGAUUUCGUGGUUACUGAAAGAUCCCCAACGCAUCAAAUCCAAGUCUACAACCAGUAUGGACAAUUCUUGCGAAAAUUCGGCGCUAAUAUUCUCCAGCAUCCACGAGGUGUUUGUGUGGAUAGCAAGGGACGUAUUAUCGUCGUCGAAUGCAAGGUGAUGCGAGUCAUCAUUUUCGACAUGUUUGGAAAUAUCCUGCAGAAGUUCAGCUGUUCUCGUUAUCUGGAGUUUCCGAACGGUGUUUGCACUAAUGACAAGAACGAGAUACUGAUUUCGGACAAUCGCGCACAUUGCAUCAAGGUGUUCUCCUAUGAAGGGCAGUUCUUGCGUCAAGUUGGAGGUGAAGGCAUAACCAAUUAUCCUAUUGGUGUAGCUAUCAAUGCUAUGGGCGAUGUCGUUGUAGCAGAUAAUCAUAACAACUUCAAUCUAACUGUGUUCUCGCAGGACGGCGCUAUGAUUGGUGCUCUCGAAUCCAAAGUAAAGCAUGCACAAUGUUUCGACGUUGCUCUGGUGGACGAGACCAGCGUAGUUCUGGCUUCGAAGGAUUACCGCCUCUACCUCUAUCGUUUCCAACGUAGUGCCGGUGGUGUGCAGCAGUAGAUGUUCAUCUGUCGGUGCCACAAUAGUAUGAAACGGUAGCCAGUGCGCGCACUGGCUCUGAAUUGUCACAUCUCCUCUAGAAUUUUGAAGCUGUGUAUUGUCGACU
Cylicocyclus nassatus is the source of this 2782-nucleotide messenger RNA. NCBI's taxonomy places the organism in Eukaryota, Metazoa, Nematoda, Chromadorea, Rhabditida, Strongylidae. The record is from the annotation of a GenBank genome assembly.